Messenger RNA from Trichosporon asahii var. asahii CBS 2479, 1821 nucleotides. RefSeq lists its product as uncharacterized. The transcript has 6 exons. The coding region runs from base 1 to 1821 and encodes 606 amino acids. Lineage: Eukaryota; Fungi; Basidiomycota; Tremellomycetes; Trichosporonales; Trichosporonaceae. The record is from RefSeq and is a predicted model, not a curated record.
AUGGGCACAAUCGACAAGGGACCGUGCAAGAUUGCCGCCUUCAGCGGAUACACGGGCGAUCGCUUCGAUGCGCUCAAGACCCAGGCUGAGGGCAGCGGAGCUCCCAUCCUCUUCGGAGACUACCUGGCCGAGAUGAACAUCGCUUGGCGCGCUCUCGAGAUUAAGGACGACCCGAAACUCGGCUACGAGCGACCCUUCCUCGCGCACCUGCAGAUUGCGGCGCAGGCAAUCGCCAAGAACAAGUGCAAGGUGCUCACGAACGCGGGCGCACUGAACCCGAAGGGCCUGGCCGAAGCCGUCGUGCAGCUCCUAGCCUCGCAGAACAUUAAUCUCAAGGUCGCUUGGGUCGAGGGCGACAACAUCAUUGACAGGCUCGAGGAGCUCGAGGGCAAGGGCGAGAAGUUCACGCACCUCGAGGGUGAUGGGCGAGCCCUCAGCGGGUGGGGUGAAAAACCCCUCACUGCCAACGCGUACAUUGGCGCACGCGGUGUGCAUGCUGCCCUCGAGGCUGGCGCCGACAUCGUCAUCAGCGGAAGAUGUACCGACGCCUCGCCCAUUGUUGCUGCGGCUGCGUGGUGGCACGGCUGGAAGUGGGACAACUAUGAUGCCCUUGCUGGCGCGCUCGUUGCGGGCCACUGUAUCGAGUGCGGCGCCUACGUAACCGGCGGCAACACCUCGGGCUUCAAGUCCUUCAAGGACAACUACCACCACUUCGCGAUGGGCAUUGCCGAGAUUGCGUCCGACGGCACCUUCAUCAUCACGAAGCAGCCGAACUCGAACGGCUUCAACGGCAUGGUCACGGACGUGACUGUCAGGUCCCAGAUUCUGUAUGAGAUUCAAGGGAACGGCAUUCUGGACGACAUCACGGUGACGAACGUGGGGCCCGACCGUGUCGAGGUCACUGGCAUCCGCGGGGCUGCGCCGCCGUCGACGACCAAGGUCGCCAUCUGCGCUGUGGCCGGAUACCAGGCUGAGACGAUGUACUUUGCGACCGGUCUAGAUGUGACGGAGAAGUUCGACACGAUUCGACUCCAGAUCAAGAAGAAUCUGGGCGACAAAGUCCUGUCUCAAUUCUCGACCUUUGACAUUACGCAAUACGGCGUCGCGAAGGAGAACCCCGAGAACGAGGCUCUGGGAACUGCGAUGCUCUACAUCUUCGCGCAGGCCAAGAACAAGGAGGCGUUCGGGCCCGUGGGCUCGCUUACAGCACUCGUCCAUCGCGAGGGCUUGGGACACUACCCCGGCAUGCACACGUUCAUGGACAGCCGAAUUGCCCAGCCCAAGCCGUACAUUGAGUACUGGCCGGGUACGGUCUCGCAGUCGCAUCUUCCAAUGACGGUGCGCUUUGUGGGCUCGGACGAGGUGAUCAACGUCGCGCCCGUCGGCGCUCAGAACGAGACGAUCGCAGUGAUCCCGCAGAAGGACUACGACCCCUCGAUCAAGCUGAGACCGGGCGAGUACGGAUCCACAACUCGUACGGCGAUCGGGCACAUCGUGCACGCGCGCUCAGGCGAUAAGGGCGGGAACGCCAACGUCGGCUUCUUCGUGCCCCGCAACGCGUCGGGGGAGUAUGACUGGCUGCGAGCGCUGCUGAGCAAGCAGACGCUGAUCGAGAUGCUCGGUGAGGAGUACAAGGAGAACAGGAUCGAGCGCGUCGAGUUCCCCGGCAUGCUGGCUGUGCACUUUGUCAUUCACGAUUAUCUUGGCAAGGGCGUCAGUUCUACCGCUAGGCUCGAUAGCCUGGCGAAGAGUGUCGCCGAGUACCUCAGAGCCAAGUGGGUCGACGUCCCCGACAAGUUCUUGCUCAGGGGUAAGCUGUAG